AUGCAUUCUGAACAUGUCCAUAAGUCUGAAGAAUUUUUUAAAAGAAAAUUAGAAGAGUUUGAUAACCAAACGAAAUCGUUAAAAAAACUUGUUUCUGUCUCUUCAAAUGCUUUACUAGCAUCGUACAAAGUUUCUUACAGGAUUGCAAAAUGCAAGAAACCGCACAAUAUCGGAGAAACUCUAGUUUUGCCAGCAGCUAUCGAUAUGGUUGAAGCAAUGUUUGGCGAAUCCUAUGCAAAACAAUUACAGCAAAUACCGCUUGCUGAUAACACAGUCGCUAGAGAAUUGAUGACAUAUCUGAAGAUCUUUGUGAUCAGUUGGUUUCUCGACUACGUAACUGUAAAUUUGCUAUACAAGUUGAUGAGGAGCUGA
Molecule: messenger RNA, 372 nt
Organism: Octopus sinensis (East Asian common octopus)
Lineage: Eukaryota; Metazoa; Mollusca; Cephalopoda; Octopoda; Octopodidae
Product: protein FAM200A-like
Exons: 1
Coding region: 1-372 (123 amino acids)
Source: RefSeq, a predicted model, not a curated record